Messenger RNA from Camelina sativa (false flax), 726 nucleotides. NCBI's taxonomy places the organism in Eukaryota, Viridiplantae, Streptophyta, Magnoliopsida, Brassicales, Brassicaceae. The record is from RefSeq and is a predicted model, not a curated record.
AUGUCUAGCGACAACACCAACAACGUUGAUGGUGAUAGGGUUCCUGCAACCCCUGUUGAAACUCCUGCGGAGUUGGCUUUACGCCUUGCUAAAGAACUUGAAAAGACGAAGCUUACCGAUUCGGGUAUGGAAAACGUGCGCCGAAAUCUGUUCGGUAAUGGAUCAACCCACAUGGGGAUACCACCUUCGGCUUCCCAAGGGAUGAUGCCAGAUAAGUUCGAUGGCAAAGCUGGGUUCAAAACGUGGCAAAACAAGAUGCGCUACUACUUGGCCAGCAUGAACAUGGAAAGGUACCUCACAGAGGAUCCACCAACGCUUCCACAAGGUGACACUGACGUGUAUGUGGUUGGAAGUAUGGAUAGUUGGGCUCAAGGAGACUACUGUUGCAAAGGUCAGAUUCUGAACCGUUUGGUCAAUGAUCUGUAUGACCUCUACAGUAUGUACAAGACUUCAAAAGCAUUGUGGCUAGCUUUGGAGACCAAGUACAAGACUGAAGAGUCUGGAAUGCAUAAAUUCUCAACUACGAAGUUCCUGAACUUCAAGAUGGUGGAUUCCAAACCAAUUAUGGAACAAGUGGAAGCUCUUCAACGCAUCUUUCAGGAGAUCAAUUUGGAAGGGAUGUCGAUCUGCAAUGUCUUCAAAACGAAUUGCUUGAUCGAGAAGCUACCACCAGGCUGGUCGAAUUUCAAGCAUUACCUUAACUUCAAGCGUAAGGCAAUGUNAUAA